Messenger RNA from Liolophura sinensis, 452 nucleotides. Its product is annotated as histone H3. Gene Ontology annotation, cellular component: nucleosome. The transcript has a single exon. Bases 27 to 437 code for a protein of 136 amino acids. Gene Ontology annotation, molecular function: structural constituent of chromatin; protein heterodimerization activity; DNA binding. NCBI's taxonomy places the organism in Eukaryota, Metazoa, Mollusca, Polyplacophora, Chitonida, Chitonidae. The record is from RefSeq and is a predicted model, not a curated record.
AGACGAGAGAUCGAGAAACAGCGAAAAUGGCCCGUACCAAGCAGACAGCCCGUAAAUCUACCGGAGGAAAGGCACCCCGUAAGCAGCUAGCCACUAAGGCCGCUAGAAAGAGCGCCCCAGCCACCGGAGGUGUGAAGAAACCCCACAGAUACAGGCCUGGAACAGUUGCUCUCCGUGAGAUCCGCCGUUACCAGAAAUCCACUGAGCUUCUCAUCAGGAAGUUGCCCUUCCAGAGGUUAGUUCGUGAAAUCGCCCAGGAUUUCAAAACUGAUCUGCGAUUCCAGAGCUCAGCCGUCAUGGCUCUUCAGGAGGCUAGCGAAUCUUAUCUGGUUGGUCUGUUUGAGGACACCAACUUGUGCGCCAUCCACGCCAAGAGAGUGACCAUCAUGCCCAAAGACAUCCAGCUGGCCAGACGUAUCCGCGGAGAGAGAGCUUAAACAACGACUUGAACA